This is a messenger RNA of Osmia lignaria (orchard mason bee), 5875 nucleotides long. RefSeq lists its product as uncharacterized. NCBI's taxonomy places the organism in Eukaryota, Metazoa, Arthropoda, Insecta, Hymenoptera, Megachilidae. The record is from RefSeq and is a predicted model, not a curated record.
GAAAACUGGUCUUUUCGCAGUUAUGCACUCUCGUGACAUCAAGUAUAAAUAUCAGACGCGACCGCUUCGACCAAUCAUACGGCACGAUCGAAAGUACGUGCGAGCUGAGGUGGGGCGCGUCCAAUCAGAUUGCGUUAUUCUUAUAGGAUUUCUAGUGAUCGGUGGAUAGUAUAGGAGUCUGGCUCUAUCGCGUGAUCGCGAAUGUUUGCGCGGGAAAAUUUGAAUUAGGUAUUAUUAUUGCAAGAUAAAAUUAUUUUUCAGAGGACAAUUAGCCUUCGAUUAGGGGCAUGUUUUAUUCGUGUUUAUAUAUUCUAAAUAUUAGCUAACAGAAUUGGCAGGGAAGAAAUUAGCCUGCUCUAAAGUGUCCAAGAAUUAUACUCUCGGAUAAUUCAUCUCUUAUUAGGUACAACAAUAAAACGACCAAUUUCCGUGCCGAAAUAUCCAUCGUAUUCUAAGAAACGAAUCGUCCCAUCAUUCUUCGAUCGAAGGACGAACAUCUAAUUUGGCUUAUAACGCGAAACAAUAGAGGAUGUAACAAUCUUAGGACAAUAAUCUUUAUUCAGACAAUCGUGGCUCGUUUGUGAAUUACGUAAGGAAAUGAGUCAGUCAACAUCCACAGGAAAGUCUGCCUCCUCAGUAUUCCGGAAAAGAUCAUUUUUUUUUUCCUUCUGCUUCGAGAGGUCAGGACAAUUAAUGCACAUCUUCGAGUUUAAUACCAUUCUUGUCUUUAAAAAUCACUCUGUGCGUCUGAAAAUCUUCCAUUGAAGCUGAUAAGAAAGUCGAUUGCAUUUGUAGAUCAUUCACUGUUCGAAAAGAAAUCUGCCUACCGCCAAAGGGAUCGUCAAAUAAAUUAAAUAUUUUCCUAAGAAAUAAACAAUUGUCCAGUCUAUCUAUCGAAUCAAUAUUUACCCAUACGCUUUCCAUUAUCUCAAACGGAAAUUUAUUAUUAGAUUUUGAUCUCAGCUAUUAUUGACUGAUAAAAUGAUUCAUCUAUGACUGAACCGAAACCGAAAUAGGGCGGGCGACUCAUUGAAAUCCGCGAUUUAACAUCCGAUUCAUUGAAACCCCCUCGAUUCCCGCUCGAAAGACAGUUCGGUUCUUCGUCAUCCACUCUACUGUUCCACCAUACGUUCUACAUUCGAUUUCCCGACACCAUCGAUCCGCUAGAUUCGGCUUUCUGUUCGCUUUGAUGCCCGCUCGUCAUCCGCUCGCGUUUUCGCCAGGGCAUGUAGGUUCUCUCGCAAAAGUAUCCCCCACUAGAAGGAAGCCGUAUAGUGAGGCGUAUGUGGGGUACGCAGCUCGCGCGCGUAUCAGUCCGCUUUGGUAAAGGCUCAGUCGCGAGCAGCGCAGGCCUGCGAUUACACACACACAGACGGUGGGCAAAGAUUUUUAGCCGGUUCGACGAUUGACCGAUUCGCGUUUUAGCGAACCGAUUCAACCAUGGUGUCGUAUAAACGGUAUCUCACCCUUUGAUCGUGUCGCCCUUGAAACAGUGAAUCCUUAGUGCGUUGGUUAACUCUUUCACCGUGGAGAGCGUAUAAAUGUGAACAUAGAAAUCCGAACGUCAGUGUCGAGUCAUCAACGAUACUCUUGAGAGAAAUGGUUCGAACGAAUCCAUGGAACCGAUCGUAUUAGAAACUAAUUAAUUGAGCUUCGAGGAGACCUUGACGAUCAUUGAGAAACCGAGUUGUUUACGCGGUAAUGGAGGAAGACGAUAAUCGAUAAGAAAAGAAUCUGAUCGAGGGAAUCUGAUCGAUUUAAUCGAUGAUCGAAGAGAAGAGGGAAGUAAGAAAGUGAGAGUAAUCGGACAAUGUUGGCAACGAUUAAUCGUGACAGUGUGAACGAACCGUUUAAGAAUUUCUCGAGAGACACGAGGUGAAACGUGUGAUAAAUGUUUCUGGAAGUGAUCGAAGAGAUGCUGACGCUGAUCGGCGGCCUAAUCGUCGCCUAUAUCGUCUAUGUUCUAUUCAACAACAAAGAUGACAAACAGAGCACGGAUUCCACGACGAUGGCUCAGACGGCGCUCAGGGAUAUCGUCGAGCGAGCCGUCGACGAGGCAAGGAAGUUACCCAGCCUGGGUAGUUCCGGCGAGGCCGGAAGGCCACCGGAAGGAAGGGGCUUAGCGGAGAACAGCUACGAGGACCUACUCGCUACCGCGAUACUGAACAAGGUCAUCGAGAAAUUCCAAAAGGAACAGGUGGACGGUAAUAGCAACGUUCUCCACGGAAAACCGGUGUCCGCGAACAAGUGUUCAUUGGGGGAGAACGAGACUGGUCUCGAUGAAAGUGUCGAAGAAGGCUGUAGCAGCUUGGAUCAAUUGUCCCAAGAUGACUGCAGCAGCGAAUGUAGUGCUGCUUGUUUCAAACGCGUUAAAAAUCAACUGGAACCUACGGUAUCUCUUAUGAUAGAGGAACGGAUAGAAGAAGUAACUACAACUUAUGCAUCUGACGAAGAACCAAAAGAAAACGAUGUCUUGCCCAUUAGGAACGCUCAUCGAGUGCCAUUUCCUGAACUUGGAAUGGACAUUAUCGACCCUUCCCAGGAAUCGUCAGAAGACAGCCAGGACGAGCCGGACACGCCGACCACGCACAUCGGUCUGAUUUCUCCGGUCGAAUCCUGGGAAGAGAAUUGGUUGUUUCAAAAGAAGAGAGUCCAGACGCAGGCCGACCCGGUGGCCAUGUUAGUACCUAAUCCCAGCGCCGAUUACAAGGCCCUGAUCGGUGACAAAGACGCCGAGGACACGUCCGACCUCUCCGAAUGCUCCUCGGCACAAUCCGACGAAGAGAUCGAGAAAGAGCUGAUGGAGGCCAUAAACAACGUCGUGCCGCGAUCUCCGGAAAGAACCGGCUUCGAAAAUGGCAUCGAUCAUCGAAUGGAAACUUUGAACGACGAUUCGAACCAAAAUCAUAUGGAAAUGUUUCCUGAAGAUACGUUGAAUCGGAAGAAUGGAAGUUUGGAAAAGACUGAAUCGAAUGGACAGAGUAAUCGUGUGCAAAAUGGGGAAAUGAAUGGUUACGACGAAGCCAAAGAAGUUGAAAUAGAAAGGCAAGGAAAAUUGGUGAAGAAAAUUGAUACAAAAUCGAUGAAUUUUAUUAACGAUGACUCGAGAAAGAUUGAAGUUGAAGGAUUCAAAGAAGGGGUUGAAAUGAAUGAUUCGACGGAUUUGAAAAGUUCAGAGCGAGAAGAAAAUUCUUUGGGUGCGCCGAAGACACCUACGUCCACACCGACGUGGACCUUCGUGGCAGACAUUAAUUACGGGAACACGGAAGACAAAGGGAUUGUUUUGAGAGAAGAAAAUAUACUUAAUUCAUUGGAAUGCGCUAAACAGAAGCUGAUGGCUGUUAAUGACGAUAUCGCGGAAGCGUUCAAGGAGGAGGAAGCGGACGCUCAACAAAAAGCUGACUUUCAUGCAGAGGAUAUUCAGCAAGAAAGCGAAUAUACAGAGCACUAUGACACUGCGACGCAAAGGCAUUUGGAUAGCUUAACGAAACUCGAAGCUUCGGAACAAGUGAAAAGUUCAGAAGAAAGUACAGAAAGCAGGUGCCGAGAAGCUGCGGCGCUCGCCAAAGCUGAAUCGGUUUCGCAUACGUCCCUGAAGAGCAAGAAAUCGGAAGAGGAGGUUCGACUAGCUGCCCCUCCAAGACCAGGUUCGAUCGCUGAACGAGAGCACAAGAAAUGGGAAAAUGCUCCACCGAUUCAGAACAACCCUUAUAGCGAGGAGAAUAUUCAAAAAAGACUGUGGGAGAGACAGUACUCCAGAAGAUCAUCAGACAUUCCUGGAAUUCACACCGAAUUGCCAAAGAGCAACGGGGAGAAUUUGGAUGUCGUGCUGACUCCUCAUGAACCGGAUAUCAAACGGUUCGGCAGGGAUUACUACAUCAACCACUCGAGAGCGUCGAGCAACGAGAAGGGACGCAGAUCGGCGGCGUCCACGUCGAGCAGACCGAGCAGCUCGUUGUCCCAAGGAUCGAGCUCAACCGGGCCCGACCAGGAUCAACAGGAGGAGACACGGUACCGAGAGACCGAGGUCCUCCUGAAUCGAAGCAACGACGUCAAGUCGAAAGUAGCGAAAUGGCAGAACAACAACGCGGAAAAUAAAUAUCAGUUCGCUGUACGUUCGGCUGAUAAUUCGAACGAGGCAGAGAAGGUGAACGAGAUGAACUCGAGGAAGAUCGAUCGUCAAAGGGCGUGGGAGGAUCAGCGUAUGGAGGAGAUACUGGAGAACGAGAGGAAGAAUAACAAGAACGAGAUUAACGCGAAGUUGAACAACCAAGAGAAUUAUGACAGCCCUGUUAUCGAGACGAAAAAGAAUUCCGAGGAGAAUACGCGAAAAAUUAAGAGGAUCGAUCUGAAAGCUUACGGAUUUGAAAACGAGUUCUUCUCUAAUGGUAACAAAACGAUUAAGACAUCAGCGCCGAGGGUUGUAAAUAAGUUGGACUUGAAAUCGUUCGGUUACGACGGUGGAAUUCGACGAACGCAGUCUAAUAUUCAGUUGAACAGUAUGGGAAAUGAUGAUUUCAAACCCAGGAUCGUACGAGUCACGAACAAGUCAAAUUUAACGCGACAUCGCGAUUACGGGAAGGAUCGUUGCGAUCUGAUCGAGACUCAAGCUUCCGGCGAUCAUAAUCUGACUCAAAGCACGGAAGAUUUGAAUAAGUUUCACGCGGAGAGUUUUAACGGGUUUGGCCUGAAAUCGGCUAAAUCGGUGCCGAACAUCGCCAAGUUUUAUUCGAAUACAGUUGACAGUAGGGAAGACGAAGAGGUGGAGAGUCAAAGUUCGUACGAUUUUGGGAUCGUGAAGAAUGGAUCGGUUAGGAAUAUCGCGAACAAUUAUAAUCUUGAGAAGUGUCACAUCAGAAGCGACGAUUGUUCGGUCGAAGAGUCGGAGAACGACACGGAUAAUUCAUCGGAGAAGGGACAAAGAUCGAAGAAAAUUUUGAAUCAGGAAGAUUUCGAUAAUAAGGUGUUGCCUAUGCCUUCGGUUAGGAGACUUGCCGAAGCAUUUAGCAAACAGUCUGAACACGAUCCCGUGGUUGCUUCAAAGGGAAACAAAUCGAGCAACGUGUACAAAGAACGAUCGUCGACGCCAGAGAUACAGAUAAUUGAAUCGCCGAGACAAAUGCACAGUUUAACAGCCAGGUCGUUAUCAAAACAAUUUCGAGAGGGUCUCAGACAAAUUCCAAACAAAGUGACCUCACCUCCAGCUAGCCACGUUACCAUGGAACAAGGUAAACCAACGGAACACCAACCAGAAGUGGUGCAAGCGAAAACCGACUCGUCGAAUGAUAUAAACGUGAUUCUGCCUGGAAAAUUGAAGUCGAAUAUUAUAUUCUGGGAACAGAUGCAAAGGAGAAGCUAGAAUACUGUAUUUUAUCCUAAAUUGUGUUCAAUUGGUGAACCUGUCGCGAAACAGGAAGUUGAAGAACGUGAGAACGAAAGAGAAUCCAUGUGAUCAAUAAUUUUUUCAUUUAGACUCGGUAAAAAUUAGUCUCGCGUGUGUUUUUCUUUGUUUCUUACUCUUUUCGAAGACGGUAAAGUUUCUUCGAAGACGUAACUUCAGAAAUUAUUAUUUCGAUCCACAGAAGUGUGUUUUACUAUCCUUACUCGAUGUAAGAAUGUCUAACACCAUUUGAAAAAGUACUUAAAUUAUGAUAAAGUACAGGCUCGGUAAAUGAUUAACUGAAUCAUUUAUCAGCGUAUUUGUUAAAGAAAGAAAAUUAUUGAUGUGAUUGUGCGUGUGCCAAAUGAUAACUAACUCGUGAACAGCCAAAGAGAAUAUUUUUCCAUCGUUCUUUCGAAACGUUCCAACGAAUCGAACUAUUAAUUUCAUUGUACGAACAAUAAAUUAUCUUCUUUUUUUGUGUUUUAAAAACAU